AUGCUUUCGCCCCUUGAGAUGGGCGAAGCGACAUUUCUGCUGGCGAUUGGUGGGGAUCAUGGCAGCGGAAAGAGCGACCUCGCCCAAUUCUUUGCAAAAUUAUAUGGAGAACAGCGCACGAACAUCAUCCAUCUUUCUGCGUUCCGACUCCCUCUCUAUGGCGCCCGAUAUGUCAUGGCUACUGAACAUCGUGGGCUUUUCGAAUGUGCCCAGCACUUUGACUGGGACAGGCUCCGAUCUGCGAUUAUCGGACUGAAACAAGGGCUCCAAAUCGAGGGGGCGGUCCCUUCCCGUUCGGACCAUCGCCAUUUCUCCACCGAUCUUCGCAAGCCGAGGAGAAUCUCAGAAGCCAUGAAGCUAAUUCUACUACUUGCCGUGAUCGGCACGACGCUGGCCUUGUAUUCGAAGAAGGAUGAUGUUGUCGAGCUGACUGAGCAAAAUUUCAAGAAUCUUGUUAUUAACAGCGAUGACAUCUGGAUCGUCGAAUUUUAUGCUCCUUGGUGCGGACAUUGUAAGAACCUGGUCCCGGAGUACAAGAAAGCCGCAACUGCCCUCAAGGGUGUUGUCAAGAUUGGCGCCGUUGAUAUGACGCAACACCAAGCCGUUGGCAGCCCAUACAACGUCAAGGGCUUCCCCACUAUCAAGGUGUUCGGUGCCGACAAGAACAAGCCAAGCGAUUUCAAUGGCCAGCGUACAGCCCAGGCUUUCGUCGACGCGGCUCUUGCUGAGGUCCAAAAGACGGUGAAGGGCCGCCUCGGAGGAAAGGGAGGAAGCUCUUCUGGGUCCCGUGGAGGCUCUGGUGGAUCGGGAGGUGGCAAUGAAGUCGUUGAGCUGACCGAUGCGAACUUUGACGAGCUUGUGCUCAACUCCAAGGAUGUCUGGCUUGUCGAAUUCUUUGCCCCAUGGUGUGGACAUUGCAAGAACCUGGAGCCUCACUGGAAGGCCGCUGCGUCCGAGCUCAAGGGCAAGGUCAAGCUUGGAGCCCUGGAUGCGACCGUUCACACCGUUGCCGCUGGAAAGUUCGCUAUCCGCGGCUUCCCUACCAUCAAGUACUUCGCUCCCGGAAGCGAUGUCAAUGAUGCCGCUGAAUACGAUGGUGGGCGCACGACUUCUGACAUCGUCAACUGGGCGCUGGCUAAGCACUCCGAAAACUUGCCACCGCCGGAGGUCAAGGAAGGCUCAACUCAAGCUCUCGUCGACGAAGCCUGCAAAGAUAAGCAGCUGUGCAUCUUCGCCUUCUUGCCCCACAUCCUCGACUGCCAGUCUAAAUGCCGCAACGAUCACAUCGCCACGCUGAAACAACUGGCCGACAAAUUCAAGAAGAACGCUUGGGGAUGGAUCUGGACUGAGGGUGGAUCUCAAACUGCACUCGAGGAGGCUUUCGGCGUCGGUGGUUUUGGCUAUCCCGCCAUGGCCGCUCUCAACCCAAGGAAGGGCAAAUUCGCUAUGCUCAAGGGAUCUUUCGGCAAGGACGGCAUCAACGAGUUCCUUCGCGACUUGAGCUACGGCAAGGGUCAGACUGCGCCGGUGAAGGGUGAAGGGAUCCCGAAGAUCGACAAACGCGAUCCCUGGGAUGGAAAGGACGGGCAACUACCGCAGGAAGAUGACAUCGAUCUCUCUGAUAUCGACCUCGACAAGGAAGAGCUC
Molecule: messenger RNA, 1647 nt
Organism: Mesorhabditis spiculigera
Lineage: Eukaryota; Metazoa; Nematoda; Chromadorea; Rhabditida; Rhabditidae
Source: the annotation of a GenBank genome assembly